AUGAAACCAAGCCUCCGGUUCCUUCAGAACGCUGCGAAAUCGAUCCAGCCUGUUCCAAUCUUGAAGCCCCCAUCACUCUCAGAGUUUCAAAAAUCCUAUUUUCAACCUGAACUUCCAUGUGUAUUUCCACCAUCCCAUUUCUGCGAUAUCCCCGCCAUCUCAGCCUGGUUCAAACCCCACAAAUUAUUUCCAAAGACCGAAAAAUCGAUUAACAUAGAGUUCUUCCGUGAUAUUCUCGCCGAAAAAGGCCGUUGGGAUGUAUUGGUACCUCUAGAGUUCACUGAAAUAUUGGAUGACGGGAGGCAAACGUUCGAUCGGAGAUACCUGCCAUUUCACAUAUUCCUACAAUACCUCGCCGGUGACAGCUGCUCGGAAAAGUCAGUGAUAUAUCUUGCGCAAGAGCAGCUUCUACUAAGUUUUCCGGCUCUUGGAGACUAUGUGCCACCACCGGAGUAUGUAAAAAAGGCUGGCAAGGGCGAUAUCUAUGAUGUAAACAUAUGGAUGGGCUUUAGUGGAAGAACCCAUACACCACUUCACAAAGACCCAAACCCUAAUCUUUUCGUCCAAUUAGCGGGAAGGAAGAAGGUUCGUCUAUUCCCGCCAGAAGUGGGACGGGAAAUGAUGGACGUGUAUCACCGGGGAGGAGAUAUCUCAUUUCGAACGGGAGCCGAAAUGAUGGUGGGCGAACAUAAGGAUAGGAUCAAUCAAGUCGUAUGGGGGGAUGGAUUAACCGAUUUUGAGGGUCGGGGUUUCGAGGCCGAGGUAGGGAGCGGCGAUGGGAUAUUUAUACCAAAGGGAUGGUGGCAUGCCGUCAAUGGAAUCGGCAGUGGAGUUGGCAACAGUGUUUCCAUAAAUUGGUGGUUUCGGUGA
Morchella importuna is the source of this 870-nucleotide messenger RNA. RefSeq lists its product as uncharacterized. Gene Ontology annotation, molecular function: 2-oxoglutarate-dependent dioxygenase activity. Lineage: Eukaryota; Fungi; Ascomycota; Pezizomycetes; Pezizales; Morchellaceae. The transcript is spliced from 2 exons. The record is from RefSeq and is a predicted model, not a curated record. Bases 1 to 870 code for a protein of 289 amino acids.